AUGGGAUUCAAACGCCCUUUUGAUGAUGAGAAAUUUCACGAGCUGCCGCUGAAACAUUCUAGGCAGCUUGGCUAUAGCGACAAGUCGAGUCAGUUUCAAGAACUUAUUCCUGUCUCGCAGAAAUCUCUUGCCAAUGUGAAUGUGAAUGAGGGAGAUGUUUGUAAACUCCAAGGAGGUGAAUCAUCUGACGGUGAAACCUUUGAUGAAGAGUCCAAUUCUGUUGACAUGAAAGGUUGCGAUGGAAUGGACGCAACGACUCAGUCUCCGGAUUCUGCAAAGUAUUUUGAGGUUGAUAUACCUCCGAGAGUAUUUGCACCUGUCGAGACUUUGUACUCUUACCUCUUGGACCAACCUGCGAGGAAGCAAGUGCCUGUCGGACCAUGUUAUCAAGCCAUAGUUCCUGAAUGGGAAGGUAGUCAGAAACAGAACCUAGAAGCCUCCUCGGGCGAGAAGCUGUCUGGUACAUGUGUCCUUCCCAUGCCGGAUUUGAACACGGAUGGCAUAGUAGGGAAAGGUAGAGAGUUCUGUGUUUGCCAUGACAGGGGUUCUAUAAGGUGUGUGCGCCAGCACAUCAAAGAAGCUAGAGAAGAAAUGGUUAAGCUGCUUGGAUUCGAGAGAUUCAGAGAUUUGGGCUUCUGUGAUAUGGGAGAGGAAGUUGUUGCAGAGAAGUGGAGCGAAGAAGAUGCGCUGACUUUUCAUGAGAUUGUUUAUUCCAAUCCCGUGACGGUAGGUCGGAACUUUUGGCAGCACUUGGAAGAUGCGUUUUGUUUCCGGACCAAGAAGGAGAUUGUUAGCUACUACUUCAACGUUUUUGUGCUCAGACGAAGGGCCAUCCAGAACAGAAGUUUUAUCUUGGACAUUGAUAGCGAUGAUGAUGAGUGGCAUGGAGGUUAUGGAGGAUCUUUGGGUACUCGGUAUGUCGAAGAUGAUGAAGAAGAAGAAGACUCUGCUAUCGAAUCUCCUCUUCAUCAAGGGACUGACAAAUUCAGUGAGAAAGUGCAUCCAUUCCAUCAGGUAGAAGGUGAAGAAGACGCCAGUGUUAGUAACAAUGAUGAAGAUGGUGACGAGUACAAGAUGAAUGCAACAGAUGAAUAUGAGGAGAGAUUGAACGUUGGAGAUGACUCGUGCAUGACCUUUGAACAUGCACAUGAUGCAGUGAACUCGGGCUGGACGAACUGUGCAAAGAAAGAUGAGACCGGUCCUGGAGAGCAUCAGAAGCAUAACGGCAAAGAUCUGCAACCAGCAGGAAGCAUCAUGGAGGAGAUAUAUGGUCAUGGAUCAUGGGAAGACAAGGCAAGAAACAAGUGA
Messenger RNA from Microthlaspi erraticum, 1308 nucleotides. The record is from the annotation of a GenBank genome assembly. NCBI's taxonomy places the organism in Eukaryota, Viridiplantae, Streptophyta, Magnoliopsida, Brassicales, Brassicaceae.